Messenger RNA from Schistocerca cancellata (South American locust), 1567 nucleotides. RefSeq lists its product as uncharacterized. Lineage: Eukaryota; Metazoa; Arthropoda; Insecta; Orthoptera; Acrididae. The coding region runs from base 440 to 1420 and encodes 326 amino acids. The record is from RefSeq and is a predicted model, not a curated record. Gene Ontology annotation, molecular function: protein binding. The transcript has 3 exons.
ACAUACCUCUACGUCGAUAUAAUCUCAACUGUGUAAUAUUUGUAUGAGAACCGUUUUGAAAUUUGUUGUAGUAGUGAUUGGUAAACAUUUAUGUUAUUGCUUUUACGUCUCAAUCUAGUUUCUCAUCCGUCGUAAUAAUAAUGCACAGUACUCGUGAAUAGUGUAUCUACAAAAAGUAAAAGUGAGAGGCAAUCACAAAAGGAUUCAAUGUACUGUCAAAACAUUGUUCCAGUGUGGUUUCUGUCAAACGCUGAGGUUGAAGCAACAGCGACAUUUGUGUUCAUGGCGCUGCUUUGAUCAUCCGAAAGUAGGUUUUUUCGCAUUACAGCUUAGCACACGAGGGGCGUAUGGGCUAUUAAAACUAAGUAUAUGUCUACUGCAGCCGAAUGUCGUGACUGGGUAGAAAACUAAUGCACACAAGAAGGUGUGCCCUGAUACAAUGCUGCUUCAGGACUUCCCUGAUGAAAUACUGCUUGAAAUUUUCUCACGACUUCCAGUUAAAGAUAUAGUUACAUGUGCUCUUUAUGUUUGUAAACGCUGGAAAGCCUUGUGUAGGAGUUCAGCCCUCUGGAAAGGGCGAGAAUAUCGGUUAACAGACAAAAAAAGGAAAUGUGAGAUUGUGGAAGUAGCCAAACUUAUUCCACACCUGACAACACUUUUUGUAGGGACAGGUACAAAAUUCUGUGUAUGGUUUACUGGUUGCAAUGUGCUUCUUUCAUCAGGUGUUGAUUUUGAAAUAAUUAGGGAUUUAGUUUGGAGUUGUAAUAUUAGUAACAUAACAGUUCCAAGAGGUCUCUUCAGUCCUGAUUUGUUUCCAAAGCUGGUUGAUGAUGAUAAGAAACUCAGAUAUUUAACUGUGAAACAUGAUCCAAUGAUGUAUAACACUCCAGGUGAAACUCUACCACUUUUACUAAGACAGGGGUCACUGUCAGAGUUGAAAAUACUUCACAUACAUGGUGCCCGAAGUAUUACUGUUGACACUGUCCUUCAGUUGUGCCAGCACUGUCCCCAUCUUGAAGAACUGGCGUUACAUGAAUUAAGUCAGGCCUCAGACCAUGUGUUACAGAAUUUACAACUGUGCCCUAAACUUCGCUUACUGGAAAUCACACAGUCUAACUCACUUCGUGAUCUUUCAUUUUUAAAAUGUUGUCCAAACCUGUUGGAAUUGGAUCUUACUAUGUGCUACUCUUUACAGCCCUCCUCAUUUCAGCAUUUGCUACACCUGAAAAAGUUGAAAUGGUUUCAUAUGAGGCACUGUAGAGCAAUUGGUUUACCACUUGCUGCCAUGGCUGAAUAUCUUGUUCACUUAAAGAUUAUUGACUUGUUUUAUUCUGCUGGUUUUAGUGAAAGUGAACUGAAAAAACUACAGAUGAUAGCUCCACACAUAAUUGUAUUACAGGGGCCUUUUGACCAUAGAUAGCUUCACAUAUAAUUGUUACAAGAGUCUUUUGGUCCAAUGUUUGAAAAUACAAUUAAUUGUAUCCUUCAUAAAUGUCAGUACUUGUGCUAAUGAUCUGCUAAAAAGUUGUCAUGUAACUUGUAAAUAAAGGAACAUAUGUUCAUGGUA